AUGGAGAUGAGUCCACAAAAUGCGUUACUUGUCUUCAUCCAUUUGUUAGAUAGAACGGAAAAUAUCAAAGGCACCUGUCUUGGCUUAGUGAUUAACAUUCCUGUGCAAGCUGACAAGGCGAUUAUUUUUCCGGAAGAACAUGGAAAGGACUUGAUGAUGGUUAUGCUGCUGAAAAUACUGGCAUUCAAGAAGGCCGCAGUGGUGUCGCGUCGCAUUAUAAAUCUGAGCCAUCCGAGAUAUCCCAGUGAUUCUUUACCCGGGUAA
Messenger RNA from Gongylonema pulchrum, 264 nucleotides. NCBI's taxonomy places the organism in Eukaryota, Metazoa, Nematoda, Chromadorea, Rhabditida, Gongylonematidae. The record is from the annotation of a GenBank genome assembly.